Molecule: messenger RNA, 2180 nt
Organism: Numida meleagris (helmeted guineafowl)
Lineage: Eukaryota; Metazoa; Chordata; Aves; Galliformes; Numididae
Gene: ACYP2
Product: acylphosphatase 2
Exons: 6
Coding region: 1380-1691 (103 amino acids)
Molecular function (GO): acylphosphatase activity
Source: RefSeq, a predicted model, not a curated record
GACCCUGCGCCCAGAGCUUCAGUCACUGAGUGAGCGACACCAGCGGCUACAUCGAGCUCCAGAGCAGAGCGAUUUCUUUGCCCAGGAGGCAGGAUGGACAGCUGCCACCUAGCGUAGGGGGAUGCUGAUGGAUUUUGGUCUUUCUGCUUGCCCUGCUCAAGUGCUAUGGGAGCCUACCUACUGAUCUGUAGAUGUUGUGGCACUGCAUUUUCUGUUCCUCCUCAAGCUCACCCAAAUGGUACAACAGUUUGGUUGCAUUCGGAUUGAUUUGCAUUCUUCUGCAGUAUAGCCAAAGAUAUAUCUCAUGCUGUACUAUUUGAAGAUUAAAUCGGAGAAAAAAAUAUUGAACUGGCUUCUUGUGGCAAAGAAAAUAGGAGGAAGAGGACAGCAGAUAUGAGCAUCUCUGAACCAGGAAGUUCUAAAGGUGUAUUCCCAUCUUGAAGAUGUGCCAAUACAGAUAAGAGCAAACAACACAAUGAGAAAAACUACUUGAAAGGCAAGAUUAUUUUUUCAAUCCUGUGAUAACGCAAAGGUUGCCACUGCAUUUUGCAUCUGCAGAUGUAGUCCUCAGUACCAUCAUUAACUCUAGUUUCAAGGUCUGAGUUGCUUUGUAUUUUAGAUAGGAUGCCAUUUUAUUUUUGACCUGUUCUUGCUCGUCAAUGCUGAUAGAUGGCAGCAAAUGACUACAGAUUUCCUGUCUCUACUGCAGUCUCAUCCUCCUUGAUGGCUUUCUGUAGAAUUAUCCUAUUUAAAACCAAAAUGGUGCUGAUUCCACAGUAGCAAAAUGUACGACUCCAGUAAAAGACAAAAGACCUGAUUUAACGCGUUAGAGAGUUUAAGCAAAUGAUGAAGCUGUUGUUCCUGUUUCCAGCAGUGCUGAUGUGACUAGUUGUUCUGUGCUGAGUUGAAUGCUUGCUUCUGCAGCCACCUCAAACAUCUUGGAAAUGCACUUUUUUUGAGCGUUGAUCUACUUUUAACUUCCCUGUAGCCUUUACAUCAAAACAUGUAAACAACUCAGGCUGUGAUGCGUUACUCUGGGGGGCUGCCUAAAGGGGGAGAGCCAAUAGAACAACGAUUUGAUUUCUGUCGCAGUCAGUCACCCGUCUCUUGGCAAGAGGUCGCUGAGUUCGCACGUGUUUGCCUCAGCUGGCACUCGGCAGACACGCUGUCUUUCAGCGGUCGGUGCAAACCCCCGUGGAAGCCACACAGGGGGCACUGUGGGUACCGCCCGCGCAGCGUGAGGCGGGCGCGCUCCGGAAGCUUGAGCCUCGCGCGCUGCCGUCUGCGCACCGCUCGCUGAAGGGACGCGGCGGCCCGGCUCGGCCUCGGUCCGCAGAGCACUCGCUGCACGGCAGCGGCGCUGCGCCGGCACGGCCGCCAUGACUGCGGUGACGAAGGCUUCCGGCGCGCUCAAGUCGGUGGAUUACGAAGUGUUCGGACGAGUGCAAGGUGUUUGUUUCAGGAUGUACACAGAAGAGGAAGCUAGGAAAUUAGGAGUGGUUGGCUGGGUUAAAAAUACCAGGCAAGGAACAGUGACAGGCCAAGUUCAGGGCCCAGAAGAUAAAGUAAAUGCAAUGAAAUCGUGGCUGAGUAAAGUUGGAAGCCCAAGUUCUCGCAUAGACAGAACAAAUUUUUCUAAUGAAAAGGAGAUUUCCAAGCUUGAUUUCUCAGGAUUUAGUACUAGAUACUAAUAGACAAAACAUCACUAAGUGCAAAACAGUGAUGUUUCUACUGCAUGAUAUCUUCUGUGCCUCCUUAAAAAUUCACCAGAGCAUUUGGAUUCUUUCUGUGCUUGAGAUAAAUUGUUCCUGUUCACAUGAAUUAAGAAUUCUUAGUUGCCAUAUUGUAUAAUCACAACAUGAUUGUCAAUGCUUAAUGUCUGAAAUGUCAAUAUCUAGUUCAUCACAUCUUGGAAGUUAGAUAGAUGGUUAAAUGUAUCAGCGAUUAUUUGUGUACAUGGAGAUUUAUUAUAUAUAAUGAUAUGAAAUCUAAUCUUUACCCUGUAAAUGAUUCAUAAGUAAUCAAUUCACGUUCUGCUGUUUGUAAUCUCACCAAAAAAAACCAUGGCUUACAGAACUGGAACUCUUAGAUCUAUUCUAAUACCUCUGUAUUAUAGAUUGUAUUACUUCUGGUAGUUAGAACAGUGAUUUAAAAUAAAUGUACAUUGCUUCAAGCUAAAA